Molecule: messenger RNA, 3687 nt
Organism: Cladocopium goreaui
Lineage: Eukaryota; Dinophyceae; Suessiales; Symbiodiniaceae
Source: the annotation of a GenBank genome assembly
AUGAGUGAACUCCGCUUCAUUCCGAGAAAUUGGCUGAAAGAUGCUGAAGAUACGGGAAGUGGUUGGGACAUUGGCUUUGAAGAUGACGAGCUCUCUGCUGGGGCCAGUGCUGCUGCCGCCGCAGCACCCCUGCUGUCGGGCGCUCCAGCGCUCGCGGAGCAGCAAGAUGGAGAUGUUGAGCGGAUCCGCAAUGGCAUCGAGAAGGUGGAGGGCUGGAACGUCGUCGCCGUGCUGACAGACGUCGUGGCCAUGCUGACGGACAUCGUGGCCAUGCUCAAGAACGUUGUGGCCGUGCUCAAGAACGUCGAGGCCGUGCUCAAGAACGUCAUGGCCGCGCUGAAGAACGUCAUGGCCGUGCGGCGGAACGUCGGACUCGUGUUGAUGCUCGCACACUCAAGAAAGCCGUCAGAGGCAGGCUGCGGCAUUUGGUCGCAAGGUUUCCGACCAAAGCCUGAGUCACCGAAAGAGCCAGUGUCACCUGGAAGGGCAACAAGAGAGCGGCCACACACUGACCGAGUGAUUACUGUUGACCCAAGAACACCCGCACGCCCCACUUCCAACACGCAGGAAGCUGGCAAAACGACAACAGAACAGCCUAGCGUUGAGGAGGUGGCUGUAGACCCAGGGUCACCAACAGGGCCGCAGUCACCAGCAGCUGGCAAAACUGCAACAGAGCAGCCUAGCGUUGAGGAGGUGGCUGCAGACCCAGGGUCACCAACAGGGCCACAGUCACCAGCAGCUGGAAAAACUACAACAGAGCAGCCUAGCGUUGAGGAGGUGGCUGUAGACCCAGGGUCACCAACACAGCCGCAGUCACCAGCAGCUGGCAAAACUGCAACAGAGCAGCCUAGCGUUGAGGUGGCUGCAGAACCAGGGUCACCCACAGGGCCACAGUCACCAGCAGCUGGCAAAACUGCAACAGAGCAGCCUAGCGUUGAGGAGGUGGCUGUAGACCCAGGGUCACCAACAGGGCCGCAGUCACCAGCAGCUGGCAAAACUGCAACAGAGCAGCCUAGCGUUGAGGAGGUGGCUGCAGACCCAGGGUCACCCACAGGGCCGCAGUCACCAGCAGCUGCCAAAACUACAACAGAGCAGUCUAGGAUUGAGGAGGUUCCCGUGGACCCAGGGUCACCAACAGGGCCGCAGUCACCAGCAGCUGGAAAAACUACAACAGAUCAGCCUAGCGUUGAGGAGGUGGCUGUUGACCCAGGGUCACCAACACAGCCGCAGUCACCAGCAGCUGGCAAAACUGCAACAGAGCAGCCUAGCAUUGAGGAGGUGCCUGUAGACCCCGGGUCACCAACACAGCCGCAGUCACCAGCAGCUGGAAAAACUACAGCAGAGAAGCCUAGCAUUGAGGAGGUUCCCGUGGACCCACAUUCACCAACAGGGCCACAGUCACCAGCAGCUGGCAAAACUGCAACAGAGCAGCCUAGCGUUGAGGUGGCUGCAGACCCAGGGUCACCCACAGGGCCGCAGUCACCAGCAGCUGGCAAAACUGCAACAGAGCAGCCUAGCGUUGAGGAGGUGGCUGCAGACCCAUGGUCACCCACAGGGCCACAGUCACCAGCAGCUGGCAAAACUGCAACAGAGCAGCCUAGCGUUGAGGAGGUGGCUGUAGACCCAGGGUCACCAACAGGGCCGCAGUCACCAGCAGCUGGCAAAACUGCAACAGAGCAGCCUAGCGUUGAGGAGGUGGCUGCAGACCCAGGGUCACCCACAGGGCCGCAGUCACCAGCAGCUGCCAAAACUACAACAGAGCAGUCUAGGAUUGAGGAGGUUCCCGUUGACCCGGGUUCACCAACAGAGCCGCAGUCACCAGCAGCUGGCAAAACUACAACAGAGCAGCCUACGGUUGAGGAGGUGGCUGUAGACCCAGGGUCACCAACGGGACCACAAUCACCAGAAACAGAUCAGCAACCUAGAAAUGAAGGUCAAGAAGGAGAUGACCUGCCAGUUGCUGUUAUUUCUCCGGCAGUAGAAAGAUCGGAUAUUCCUGUUUCGGCACCCAGUUCCUCCAUCCUGGCCGUGCUUGGCCCAGCGGAGGCAGCUGAGGCGGAAGCCUUCCACCGACGCUUCCACCAGCUGCGCCAAGGCUCAAACCUCCCCAAGAUGGCCAAAAAGAAAAGCGGAAAAGUCUAUCACACUGGCGUCACCGAUGCCAUUGAGCCCCAACCACAAGAUGGCGGACGAACCCACGAAGUCAUGGGUGUGAACACGCACGUGAUGGCCGUCCAGGAACGGCCCAACAGCACCGGCACGCCCACCGAUCCGCGCGAGCGGAGACCGUCCUGGGCACAUGACGGACCGGAACUCCAGUUCGAUGACCAGGUGGCCAUCCACGAGCCGGAGCUUCCCGCCAUCACCGUCCACGACACCGACGCUCGCCAUGAGCCCGACGUGGCCGACGUGGCCGUUGCCGAGGGGCUCACGGGGAAGCGCGAACGAGAGGAGGACGGCCCUGCCGAGAGCCGAAAAGCACCACAGCCGUCGGCGAUUCACCUUCCGCCCAUCUCACGUGCUGCCACGGCGCCCGGAAACUUGUGUGAUGAAAACGAAGAUCUGCAGAGUAUCCUCGAAAGCAGCAAUGUCAAGGCCCUGAAAGAUCGCCUCAGAAGUGAGAUGACUCUGCACGAGCAAACACGGAAUCACGCCAAAGAGUUGGAGAAGCGUUUGCAGUUGGCCACCAAGCCCCGAUCUUCCCAAAAGCCACGCUUCGGCAUCACCUCCACCACGCCCUACGACCGCCGACCGCGAGAGAAGUCCCGAGAGAAGCGCAGCGAGCGCAGCGUUGUCUUACCCCCUUUGAAACCGCUGAAGUCGGCACAAUCCUCGCGUUCCCCGAAGCGCUCCGCCGAUGGCGCCUUGCGAAACGUCCAUGAGAUGUUGAAGGAUGAGAACAUGAGCGUUUUGUCUCGUGGUGGACAAUCGCGCACUCGUCUUCAAGCUUAUGGCCGCCUAACGCGAGCAGGGCUAAGCACCUGGGACGUGCGCUUGGAUGAAAAGAUCUCACGUUUUCAAGACAUGCGUGCGUUCUCAGAUUCCAUGUGGAAUUCCUUUCACGAACUCUGGCUAGCCAGUUCCACCCAACAGAAUAGUCUUUGCACCGAGGGUCAGCUGAAAGUGCCAAGACCUCGAUGGGAAGCUGAAACCAUCCCUGUCCGAAAGCGCAGCGUCAGCUGUGUGGGCGAUGAGAGUGUGGCGGCUUUACUUCCACAGAUGAAGCGCAUGCGUCUUCGUCCUAGCAUCGGGCAAUUGCGGCUGCAACGGGAGGCCGAGGACCAUUUAGCCCUACCGUCGCAGGUGCGCCUAUCUGUGGAGCCUGAGUUGCUUCGAGCAUUAGUAUCCAUUGAAUGCGCGAUGGACAAAGAUGCGGUACAAUUCGACAUCUCCUUCCCACCACAAUAUCCGCAUCGAGCACCACAGAUAGUACAGGUUUCACCCGCCCAAGAAGUGGCGGCAUGGAGGUACGAGGGACAGCUGGUUCUGUUACCACGACUCGCAGAACAUGGCUGGAGUUCCGCCAUGGGUUUAGCCGACAUUCUUCGAGACUUGCUCGAAGCGUUUCCAGGACUGUCCGCGCGUGGGAGCCCUUGCGAGAAGGCCACCGUCUCUUCCAAUCGCUUCCUGGCCGUGCCGAUCCUUAAUGGCACGCCUCAAAUGGAAGAAGAUGUGGAGAUGUCAUGA